CUUUGAUUUAAGUCCGCCAGCAGGUUCAUCACCUCGAGGCCGACCCGUCCAUCAACAGGAUGGAGUUCCGACAUGGGGCCGGUGUGGAGGAGCCGUGUCCGGUGUGUGGAGAUAAAGUCUCUGGUUACCACUACGGUCUGCUCACCUGUGAGAGCUGCAAGGGUUUUUUCAAAAGAACCGUCCAGAACAACAAGAAGUACACGUGCGCGCACAGCCAGAGCUGCCGAAUCGAUGUGAGUCAGAGGAAGCGCUGUCCGUGCUGCAGGUUCCAGAAGUGUCUUCAUGUCGGCAUGCGGCUGGAAGCUGUUCGGGCAGAUCGGAUACGAGGUGGCAGGAACAAGUUUGGCCCCAUGUACAAGCAUGAUCGCGCCCUCAAGCAGCAGAGAAAGGCCAGUGGAUUCAGAAUAGCCAGCAGUCCACCACUGGGCUCCUCAACCCAGCAAAGAGACUUGACCUUUACUCGUGGCCCUCAUCCAGUUCCCAUCCUUCCCUGCAACCCAGCACCCAUUGCACAGAGCCAUGGUAUCAGCUACCAGCUUCCAACACUGAGUUCACUCCUGCCAUCCCACUCACCCGGAGUCCAGCAGUACCAGUAUACCGCCUCCUCAAACUGGACCAUCAAGUCAGAGCAGGGCAACAACUCGGCCGCGGGAUUCGACUCAGAUGAGCUAUGCUCAAGACACCUCCCUCUGCGCGGCCUGAGGAUGCCGCAGCUAGUGACGGAGUUUGUGCGCUCUGAUCCAGAUGAGCUGCAGCUUCAGAAAAAGAUCACCGCUCGCCUCCUGCAGGAGCGGACGGACUGUGAGAAACACGGAAACCCCAGCAACUUUGGCCUGAUGUGUCUCAUGGCCGACCAGACGCUGUUCUCCAUCGUUGAGUGGGCUCGCACUUCCAUCUUCUUCAAACAACUUAAGGUGAAUGACCAGAUGAAGUUGCUCCACAGCUGCUGGAGUGACCUGUUGCUUCUGGAUGUCAUCUCCAGACAGGUCCUGUAUGGCAAAGAAGGCAGCCUGCUACUGGUCACUGGGCAGGAGAUGGAUCUGUCCGACGUGGCCUCCAACGCUGGUGUGGCCGGACUAAUCCAGAGAGGACAGGAGCUGGUUGAGAAGCUUCACAUCAUAAAAGUGGACCGCCAAGAGUUUGCCUGCAUUAAGUUCAUCAUCCUCUUCAACCCAGAUGUGAAGCAGCUGGAGGACCAUCAGUUCAUAGAGACCGUGCAGGAGCAGGCGGAAGGAGCCCUGCUGGAGUACACGCUGUGCACCUCCUCCCACCUCCUCGGACGCUUCGCUCACCUGCUGCUCUGUCUGUCCGAGCUACGCUCCCUCAGCUCCCUCGCUGAAGAAUACCUGUACUGCAAACACCUGGGGGGUGAGGUGCCGUGCAACAAUCUGCUCAUUGAGUUGCUCCAUGCAAAGCUGGGCAUGAGCACUCAGGGGCUUUGUGAGUGUCCGCAGCACGGAGGCAUUAAGCUGUGUUAGAUGUUGAAUACCAUGGGAAUAUCCCUGAUGUUGUUCUCUGCUUUGAAACGGAAUUUCCCCAUUAAUAGGAAUAAUUAAAUAAUAUUGUAAAUUAGACUUUUAUCCCGUGAAACCACUUGUAAGCUUAAAGGAAGAUAAUCUGACAACAUCACUGUUUUUACAGUAAUAUUUUGCUCCUAUAAGUGUCCUUCAGCUACAACCCACAGGUUAUUUGCAUAUUAUUAUCAUGCUGUUCUCAAUAAAAACAUGUUCAAAUGUUGA
Molecule: messenger RNA, 1739 nt
Organism: Pungitius pungitius (ninespine stickleback)
Lineage: Eukaryota; Metazoa; Chordata; Actinopteri; Perciformes; Gasterosteidae
Product: steroidogenic factor 1-like
Exons: 7
Coding region: 60-1478 (472 amino acids)
Biological process (GO): regulation of transcription by RNA polymerase II; tissue development; hormone-mediated signaling pathway
Cellular component (GO): RNA polymerase II transcription regulator complex
Molecular function (GO): RNA polymerase II cis-regulatory region sequence-specific DNA binding; nuclear receptor activity; zinc ion binding
Source: RefSeq, a predicted model, not a curated record